Molecule: messenger RNA, 1589 nt
Organism: Dipodomys spectabilis (banner-tailed kangaroo rat)
Lineage: Eukaryota; Metazoa; Chordata; Mammalia; Rodentia; Heteromyidae
Gene: Bcl2l15
Product: BCL2 like 15
Exons: 4
Cellular component (GO): nucleus; cytosol
Source: RefSeq, a predicted model, not a curated record
UAGAGGCACAUGCCAAGGCCUGGCUUUUUCCUUGCCAUCAUAUAUGCCAUCCCUUCUCCUGCAUACAGUUGUAUUCCUCCCUGUUUUUGCUCAGUGACUCCAUACUUACCCUUCAGAACUCAUCCCAGGUGUCAGCCUUCCCAACCAUUGUAUUGGCUUUCAUGUUCUGAUAGGGCAUUUUAUCUCGAGGAUACAGGAUGUGAUAUGACUAGUCAUUUAAUGGCUAUCGUUUCUGCUAGAUUGUGAGCCUCAUAAACACAGUAAACUGUCCCUCUGUCAUUUUUCUAUGUCACUUUCAGUGCUGUGUGUAGUUCUCUGCACAUAGGCGCUCAUCAAAUAUUCAUCAUAGAUUGUGAUCACUCAGUGCCAUGAUCCAAAAUUGAAUGCUGUAUUCGUUUUUAAACUUCAGAAUCUUCCUUAAGUUUCAUCACAAACAGAAAAAGGAAGUAUCUCUUAAUGAAAUUACCCAAGAAGUUCUUCCUCAACUCUGUUUUACAGAGGGUAAUUGGAUAUUGGCUGUCUGUAAUGAUAAAAGCUAUUAAUUAAUCUCAUGUACUAGUUGUGUGGUUCAAGAUAAGGAACUGAAGUCAUCAGCAGGUCUUCACUGGUGUAGGUGAGCUCUGGAGAGAAGGCUCACCUUUCUGAGCAGCUCUUUUGUAGAAAGGUCCAGGUCUGCAUGUCUCGUGUAUGCUUAAGAAACUUUAUAAGAAAUAGAUACAUCUCUGUUUUUGAAGUCUCUAACUUCCUGCUUAGCUGACAACUGAUUAUUUUGUGGGAAAGCAAAACUCAGCAAAUACCUAAAAUGAGCGACCUAAAUUUUGAGGAGCAAACAAAACACAUCGUGAAUGCUCUUCUCAAAGACUUCCUGACACCAUUACAACCUGCUAACCAGAGUGGUGGAGUGGAAACAUACUCAGGUAAGACUCCUGGUGAGAGUCUUGGCUCUUCCGAUGUGGCUGUCAUUGUUGGUCACCUUUGGAUGUUGGGUGACCAUUACAAUGGAGACUUGGAAAUGUCUGCCUAAUACAUUGUAGCCACCACCGGCAUCUGGCUUUUGAAUGCUACUCUACUAAUGGCCAUUCUGUUCUCAGUUGGAAGCUAUACUCUGGCCUGGUAUGCUCAGGAUUCAAGCUUCUCCCAUGAGAGGGCCUUUCUUGCAUUGUUGGUGAAACUUCUUGAAUGUGUGGCCUGUAUGGCUCCUAAAAAAUGUAGAGCAGCUGACUGCUCCAGUGGUACGCAUAAUCAGCAGGAACAAGAUCAGUGGGACCAGAGCCAUCCAAGAGUUCAUCCAGAAAAAAGGAGGAUGGAAAGCUGGAGAGCAAAGAAGAGUAGUUCUUCUCUUGACUGGACGUACUGCCUCUUUGACUAAUCAGGACAUUCAUCAUUUCUGGUCAUUAAAAAGACAAAUAAAUCAAAAACCAUCUUUGCCUGGGCAGAACGCAACCUAGCUGAAUAAAAUGCAACCUUGCUGAAUAAGUUGUUUUUUACUGAUUGGUAAAAUUAGGAGCAGCUCCCAGGAUUCUACAGCGCUUUUAUACUUUUGUCUUUUGCAUGAGAUUUAAUGAGGGUUUGUUGAGGCGAAGCCUUCU